CUCUGCGUACAAUCCGGUAACCCUUAUUGACACAUGCCCGAAUAAGGACUGGACUAGUUCCAGUUCUAUUCCCCGCCAAAUCCAAUAUGGCGGACCAGUAAUAGAUACAGAUUCAUAACAACUAUACAUGAACCACAUGGAUCAACCCCAAGAAAAGAUUGUAGAGAACAAUAAAAGCAGGAAACGGAAGCAGGAUUGUGAUGUUAAACCUUGCAAACGAUCAAUCGAGGAAGGGUUUUCAUGGUGGACUUCUAUGCUUAUCGGAGUUGAGCCUAAAGAACAACUCGCUUCCACGGCUGUGACCGUUCGCAAAGUAAAGUUUUGACAGCAUUUGUUUUUACAUAACAAGUACUAAAGAGCUAUUUUAUAUAUGUCAGAAAAACUCCUACACCUCAUGCAAUAGUAUUUAAAUAUCUCAUCGCUUCGUACACAAUUUACAACCUUAUUGUUUAUUGUUUAGACUUUUUUAUAAGUUAAAGGCUACUGUAUUAUGUUUAUAUACAGUACAUGGUCUUAUUAUUGUGUUUUUUAGGAUUUUUUAUGAGCACAUAUAUUUAUGCUGGUUCAGUAUGAGUUAUAAUAUUGUACACUUUGUAACAAUAUAAAUAUUUCACAUUAGGUAGGUUGAUUUCAGAUUUUGAUACUUUUUUUUAUACCGUUUUGAUAACGAAAUAGAUUUUUAGAUUAAAAAUACUGUUAUAUGUACUUGUGUGUAUAAUUUUUCAGGAUACAGUAAGCAAGCAUUUUAUAGAUUCAAAGAUAUUUGGUAAAACAGUGAAGGCAGCAAUAAGAAAACACAAGAUAUCUGAAUGUGUGAAAGAAUCUUUCUACUGGACCAAAGUAUGCAAGCUUGCUCUAAUGCCCCUCACCUGCCUGCACCACCGGAAAAACCCUUACCGACAGACUGCUGUGGCACAGGUUGUACUCCUUGUGUCUUUGAUAUUUAUGAUGAAGAUAUGAAACGUUGGGAAAAGGAAUGCCAAACAGUACAGUGUUGUGCAUCAGUUCAGAAGGCAUCUAGUAGUGAAAGUGUUAUAUGUACAUCCAAGUAUAAGUUAUUCAAGUUAGCCAGCUUAAGACAGGUUACAAGUGAUGCCUUUUUGUUCCACUUUACUAUUCCUGAUGGCAGAUGUUUAGGUCUCCAUGCUGGACAGCAUAUCAUACUAAGGGGAAAAGUUGAUGACCAGUUCAUAACACGUCAAUACACACCUGUGAGUCCAUUGAAAAGCUCUGGCUUCUUUGCUGUUCUGAUCAAGAUAUACAAGGAUGGAAAGAUGUCAAAUUGUGUGUCAAAAUGGAAAGUGGGAGACUUUGUGGAUUGGAGAGGACCAUUUGGCCAGUUCACAUACACACCCAACAAGUUUCGUCGCAUUUUUAUGUUAGCUGCUGGGACAGGCAUUGCUCCAAUGCUACAAGUCAUAGGCCAGAUUCUGGAUAACGACAAGGAUGACACUAUGGUGAAGCUACUGUUUUCAUGCAGGCAUUAUGAGGAGAUCUUGAUGAAAGAUGAACUUGAUAACAGGAAAGAUCAUUGGAAUUUCGAUGUACUGUACAUCAUUAGUCAGGAGGACGAUGCCCAAGUGAAGUAUGGCGACCAUGUUCAUUUUGGCAGGAUAGACCAGGCUCUACUUUCCAGUCAGCUCCCCUCAACUCCUGAUCCCAGCGUCCAGCGUCAAUGGUCGAUGUCAGAAGGUCGGCGGCACAUACCGAGUAGAAAAUGAGAGAUGGCGCCAGCAAAUUUGUCAGCGGAUGAUGAAGGGGGGGGGGGGGGUGGUAAUGGUAGUGGGCUAAAUACUUCACUUUUCAGAUUUUAAGAGUUUAAGAUUGCUCGAAUCGUUUUCUUGGCGUCAUGACAUCACCUUAAUAUUUUCUUCAUACAAUCUUUGAAAUGUGUUAAAUGUGUUAGUGCUCAUAUUUUGUUUUUCGAUCUCCGAGUCGGUAAUUGGCUCAGUAUUAGUUUCUGGUAUCCCCAAGUCGUAUUAAUAUAGCCCCAUGGGAGGGGAGGGGGGAGGAGGGGUAUAUACACCGUCACCCUCUUCAGCUUUGGCGCCUUUCACUACAUUGCCACGUAAAACAUAGCAGCAUUUGUGAAGGGAACAGGCAAUUAAAAGAAUUAAAAAAAAUCUGCUGGGUAGGCAUCUCAUUCUUUCCCUCAAUUCGAUAUUUCCUGGGGUUGCCCGGUAGUUGUUUCACGUGUGCCGUUGGCAGCGAGGAGGGACACGCGGCCUUUUGUAUAUCACACCCAUUGCGUCCCUAAAUUCCCUUUUCAAAUACACAGAAUAAAGAAUGACUUUAAAGACUGUCAUUAAAAAGAAAAUAAGGGGAAAGGCUGUCAAUAUUUUGGCACGUCUAAAACAUUGAAUAAGGCUCCCUGAUGUAACAUCACCUACGGGCGGGCCAAUUGCUUGAUGUUUUCAUGCUAAUUGUUUUCCAUUUAAUAAUACUCAAUCACUCUUUGAAAGGUUCUAACGCAUUACACAAAAUGUCUCGACCGCAGGAAAGACUUAUUUUUAAAGAAGCGUCCCUCUUGAUUUAUUGUAAGAGUGUAUUCAGAGACAAUAGAUAGUCAUAUAAAAGGCUUUCCAUACAGGAUUGAGCCAGGGACAAGUUUUUAAUAGAUUGUGCGAAAUUGUUUCAUUUUACCUAAAAAUAUACGCCGGAUAAACGAAAUACGUCUAGAAGCGACGCGGUUGUAUUUGCCAAUAUUAGCACAUAC
Molecule: messenger RNA, 2716 nt
Organism: Nematostella vectensis (starlet sea anemone)
Lineage: Eukaryota; Metazoa; Cnidaria; Anthozoa; Actiniaria; Edwardsiidae
Product: NADH-cytochrome b5 reductase-like
Exons: 6
Coding region: 810-1721 (303 amino acids)
Molecular function (GO): oxidoreductase activity
Source: RefSeq, a predicted model, not a curated record